CCCAGGCUGGGCCCCGCUGGGGAGGGCGUUUGCCAACGUGUCGAGAUCGCCGUGUUGAAGAGGGGCCACAUCCCGGGCUGGCCCUCCGGCACGCCUGCUUCACCACCUGCUGCCUCAUCCUCUCUGCUCGCCUGCCCGCGCGCCCUGGCCAGCCUCUCCCUGCCUUUCAUGUCGCACCUCCUCCGUCUGUCGAGGCCGGCCUGGCUCACGCCGCGGUACCUCGUCGGGCUGCUUUGCCUCCUCGGGGUCAUCUGCCUCUGGGUGGGGGCCUCACUCCUGGUGCAGAAUAUCUUUGUGGAUGUCGGCUACAGCAAGCCCAUGUUUGUCACCUACCUGUCGACCGCCCUCUUCUCGGUCCACUGGCUGUUGAUGGGCAUCGAGCAUGUGUACCGUCGCCUCCGGAGCAAGUACUUCCCGGCCUCAGUCGAUCAGCAUCCUCCCCUGCUGGAUGACAGCGACGCCCCCCUGCUGGCCGAUGAUGCUCAUCUUCCAGGCCGCAGCUCCGACAGUGACUCGGAGCCCGAGCACAGCCCGCUUGUGGUCCCCGCCGCGUCGACCAACCUCAGUGAGAUUGACGACUCGAUGCCCGAGCCGAAGGCACUCCCCCCCGACGCGACAGCCGCCGUCCCGCCGAAGCUCACCAUGCGCGAGACUGCCCACCUGGCGAUUCUCUUCUGCCUCCUGUGGUUUGGGGCCAACUACACGGCCAAUGCUUCGCUGGCCUACACGUCCGUUUCCUCCUCGAUGAUUUUUUCCACCACCAGCGGAAUGUGGACCUUGCUCUUUGGGGCCCUGGCUCGCGUGGACUUCCUGAGCAUCGGCAAGUUCUCCAGUGUCCUGGCCGUUCUCGGGGGCGUGGUCAUGGUGGCACUGACCGACGCCUCGGGGGACACGUCGGGUUCCGGUUCUUCCGGCAGCGGGGCUCCCCUGCCGCCGAAUCCCCUUUUGGGUGAUCUGCUGGCCCUCGGCGGUGCCAUCCUCUAUGGGCUGUACAUCGUGCUGCUGAAGCUGCGCAUUGGCCACGAGGAGCGCAUGAACUCCCAGCUCUUCUUUGCUUUCGUUGGGCUCUUCAAUGUCCUGCUCUUGUGGCCUCUGCUUUUGAUCGCGCACUACACCGGGCUGGAGCCCUUCGAGCUGCCGCCCACCUCGCUGGUUUUCUGGGCCUUGAUUCUCAAUGGCCUGCUGGGGACCGUGGCGUCGGACUUCCUGUGGCUACGUGCCAUGCUGAUGACCUCACCCGUCAUCGUGACCCUCGGCCUGUCGCUCACCAUCCCCGGUGCCCUCCUGGCCGAGGCGCUGAUUGCCGCAUUCGGCGGCUCGGGAGUGUCCAUCCCCGACAGCUGGGUCUACUGGAUGGGCGUGGUGCUGGUGAUGAUUGGCUUUGUGGCAGUCAAUGCCAGCUCCAUCCUCGGUGCCAAGUACGACCCGACAGCCGGCGCGGCGCCGGCUCCGGCCAAGGCAGCAUCUCCGCCGGCGGCACGUGUCACCCCGGCCGCCGAAGAGGCGGCCCCGCGCCAGAUGCAGGGUCAGGCUCCCGCAAUCUCCGAAGCCCCGUCCGUGGUCACCGCCCAGUUCGUUCUGCUGGCCCCGGUGGCCGAGGUGGUCCGCCGGCUGCUCCCCUCCAAGCCACACACCGGGUGAUGUGUGGCGACCCUUCGGGUGUCCUCCAUCCCCCUCCCUUGCGUUUCGUGCAACCCAUACAUACGGUGAUUCCUUUGCUGCGCAGUUUU
Molecule: messenger RNA, 1730 nt
Organism: Fonticula alba
Lineage: Eukaryota; Rotosphaerida; Fonticulaceae
Exons: 6
Coding region: 169-1641 (490 amino acids)
Biological process (GO): regulation of peptide transport; transmembrane transport
Cellular component (GO): membrane
Molecular function (GO): transmembrane transporter activity
Source: RefSeq, a predicted model, not a curated record